This is a messenger RNA of Papilio machaon (common yellow swallowtail), 2169 nucleotides long. RefSeq names its product dual oxidase maturation factor 2 (gene mol). Gene Ontology annotation, biological process: protein transport. The record is from RefSeq and is a predicted model, not a curated record. The coding region runs from base 335 to 1669 and encodes 444 amino acids. Gene Ontology annotation, cellular component: endoplasmic reticulum membrane. The transcript has 11 exons. Lineage: Eukaryota; Metazoa; Arthropoda; Insecta; Lepidoptera; Papilionidae.
GAGCGACAAAGGCAUAGCCAGAUAAGCCGCGGUACGUGAGUCGCGGCCGCAGGAACCUUGAGCGUACAUAAACCGAGAAUCGACAGCAGAGCUCCUUCCCGCCAUAUAAUAAAGCGCUCAGUCCGCCCCAAGCCUUUGCCGAAACAACACGUUUGUUAUAAUCCUUGAUCCUAAACCGACAAACGAACAAUGAAUCCCGAACGAUCACUUAACUAACUCACAGUGUCCGAUAAUGAAGUGAAAUAAACAUAUAACAUAGUGUUUGUGAUGUAUUGUGCUAACGACAGUGUCAUAUUAGGAGUUAAUUGAAACAAAUUAAAAGGCUGGGCGAGAGAUGAAGGGGUGGUUCGAUGCUUUCCGCGAGGAAGGCGGACCGACCCUAUACGCGUACCACAACCGCACGGCAGUGGCAGCUGACGUGCCCGCGUUGGCUCUUCUCAUCGCCGCGCUUACGCUCUACCUCGCAUUCCUCGCCGUCUUCCCCGGCAUCAGGAAAGAGAGCCGACGAGGCGGCUGGCAGUCUAGAUUUUCCACGUUCACCAUAGUCACGCUCAGCCUAUUUGUAGGCACCGUUAUACUUGUUUGCAAGCACGGCUCGUCAUGGCACGUGGCAGGAACUCGAGUGGCACGAGCCGCCUACCGCGCCUUUUCCGCGGAGCGCCUCGACUGCUGGCUCGCCAUACACGUUGGCCUGGGACACGUUAAUGUUACCCUCAACGCAUUAUCAUGGGGUAACACCACAACUGGUGACCCUGGCGUGGAUUACAACGAACAAUUCCGGUGGGAGGAAGCCGGCGCCAUUCAGGAGUGGUACCGAAAGGGGCUGGUGCGCGGUCUACCGUACCCCCUGCUCUCUGUAGCGGAACACUUCGCAGCAGAGCACGAUGGCUUCGAAUGGGGCGCCAAGUAUCGUGCCGCCGGGUACACAACAUCGACCUUACUUUGGACGGCGUUGGCGCUAUGGCUGCUGAUGAAUCUACUGUUGGUGGUAGUGCCGAGGUACGGGGCAUACGCUAUGACGUCAGUGGGCGUGACGCUGUGCGCCGCCGCUGGAGGCUACUGGGCGUGCCUGCCACAUGUUCCUCUCGUCGUUAGGCUCGAUGGCUCCAUGCUGUUUUUCUCACUCGGAUGGUGUUUCUAUCUAGUACUGAUUGCAGGCUGCUUAUGUUUGGUGGUGGGUCUGGUGAUAGCCACCCUAGACCUGGUGUGGCCGCACCGGUUCUCCACGGUCCUGGAGGUGGACUACGACACGCCGUACGACCGACAUGUGCUCAUCGUCGACAGCCGGCAGCGUGCACGACCGCAGGCGCAAGCCUCGCUGCCCAGUAGGAUACUUAGGAGGUUAUCAUCGAAAACCCGUGACUCUGAGCGCCAGGUAUCGAUGUCGAUAGUGAACGAAAGCGGCGAGCGCGGGCGCGGGCUGGGGCGCGACAACCCCGCCUACCAGCACGAACGCAAGCCCAACUCGCCCUGGCGCUACCCACUCUUCAGGAGGCAGAUCGACAGGGUUGACUCCGCGUCGAGCUUGGGUUCAAGUAUAAACGGUAAUAGUUCCGGUAUCAAGAUGUCACCGCUGCCGGGCAGCCCGCCUACUCCUUCCCUUCCAAUAUCUCCCCACAGGUAUCGACCGCAACUGCCGGCAACCGAACGGGUCAAAGACAUGUGGUGAUAGACAAUGAAAAAUUUAGUAUUAAAUUGACUUUAAAAAAGAUUCCUGACCGACCUUGUGAUUACAUUAACUAUUGUAAAUAUGUAAAUUAUUAGUUGAUAUUUUAAAUUAUAAUUGCGCGUAUCCAGUGUCAUAAGUACGCGAUGUUUAUCGUUUAAACUAGCGAGUUUUAUGUAAAUUUUAUAAAUAGUGAAUAGACAUCGACACAGACAGUGAAUGCUUUGUGCCAUGCAUUAUACAGAAUAAUAUUGACUUGCGUCAUCGCAUAAUGACACACCCUGUACUUAUAGUUCUUAUACUUUACUUAUGUGUAAUCGACUUUAUUUUUAUUGACCGUCUCCAACUUGGAGGAAAAUAACCAUAUCUUCUUUACACAUUCAUAUUUAGAUUUAAGGACGUUACGCCUUUAGCAUAACAGUUUCUGUGUGCAUUUACAGCAAUUUUUUUAUGAAAUAUGUAUUAAAGUUAUCAAUUUUGUCGUCAAUAAUGCAAUAAAAUGC